This is a messenger RNA of Orussus abietinus, 1068 nucleotides long. RefSeq lists its product as uncharacterized. Bases 1 to 1068 code for a protein of 355 amino acids. NCBI's taxonomy places the organism in Eukaryota, Metazoa, Arthropoda, Insecta, Hymenoptera, Orussidae. The record is from RefSeq and is a predicted model, not a curated record. The transcript is spliced from 6 exons. Gene Ontology annotation, molecular function: serine-type endopeptidase activity.
AUGGCGCCGGGAAGGAUCCUCUUGGUGCUGGUCCUGAUCGCCGAGGUCGGCAGAACCCUGCCGUCCAGCAGUCACUCGGUCACCCGGAACGUCUUCGGGGUGUCCUUGCCAGAGGGCCACAUGGAGAUCGUCAAGGAGGAGAGGUGCUCGGACGCGAUCAUUCGGCUGACCUGCAGGUCCCUCAGGGCUAUCAUCUUUGUCCUGGAAGCCGAGCUCCGGACGAAUCGCUCCGAAACUUGCGGAUACGACCUGAAGAAGAUCCAGAGCUUUGGCGAACGCUGGGCCAAGGUGAACCGCAAGGCUAUCCUGAGGAAAACUUUCAGGAACCUCAGGGGAAAUUACAUCCUGGAAGAUGAAGAGGAGCCUACCAGAAUCGAUCUUAGGACAUCCUUGAAUAGGAGAUGUUCCGGCCUUCAGCACUGCCGGUACAACAUUAUGACGGAUCAUCCCGCUGCGUCCUACUGGAAUCCGGCGAAUGUGCAUUUAAAAUACGCCUGUAUUCCAGAAGGAGCAAUUCGGAGAUAUUGCAAUGUUAUGGUGCAGAUCCUCAGGAGAGAAGAGGGUUACAUAAGGUCCCCAGGAUAUCCCCUUUAUUACCUCGGUGGGACGUCCUGUGGAUGGACCUUCAAGACCCUUCCUGGACAGAGAAUAUCCCUGACCUUUCACGACUUAAAUAUUCGCAGUCCUGAGCCUGACGGCAGAUGCGUAGACGUCGUCAGGAUAAGGGAAAAUGGGACGACCCUUUUCGAAUCCUGCGAAACCUUCGCAGGGGUUCAAGUCAAUUCGAAAUCGAAUCUUAUCACUUUGGAUUUGAUAGCCUCGGCGAAGCUGUAUCCUGCUCGAGGAUUUUUCCUGCAUUAUCAAGUUCUCGGCUGUCCAGAAGUGGCCCCACCAAACGGAAGUGACGUCACGGAGGCCAAAGAUGGAUCCAGGACCUUUUCGUGCCGCGUGGGCGCUAUUUUUCCCGACACGAGGCAACGCUCCAGAACCGUCACGUGUAAGGAUGGUCAAUGGAACGAAACUGUCGGGAAUUUUCCGGGCUGCAUGGUCGGAUCUAAUCUGACCUGA